This is a messenger RNA of Angiostrongylus costaricensis, 423 nucleotides long. Lineage: Eukaryota; Metazoa; Nematoda; Chromadorea; Rhabditida; Metastrongylidae. The record is from the annotation of a GenBank genome assembly.
GCACUGGCCCGAUACAUCCAUAGGCCACUGAGAGUCAUUGUAAAGGGCAGGUAUGCAUCGAGUCACCUCCAAACGAUGCCUGAUGAGGCUUUCUAUAACAACGAUGUCGUCAAGCAAGUUGAUAUACCAACACUUGCUGGUGUGGUGGGUGUCCUAGCGAACCACGUUCCCACCAUUGGUGUUCUCAAACCGGGCGUAGUUUCAGUUAUCGAUCUUCAAGGAAAUGUAGAGAAGUUUUUCGUUUCAUCUGGUACAAUGUCAAUGAACAUUGAUGGAACCUGCCAGGUGUUGGCUGAGGAAGUAGUGAAGGUGGAUGAUAUCGACCAAACGGCUGCUCGCGCAGAACUCGAGGCUGCACAACGUGCUUCUGUUGAGGGAAGCGACGUAUCCAAAGCUGAAGCGCAGAUAAGAGCCGAGGUUUGA